AUGGCAUCACAGACUACUGACAAUACAUACCUGGACAAGCAUGACUCGCCCAACUCGAUCCACGUCGCUGAUGCCGCGAGCACAAACAUCGUCGAUGAGGCCAUCAAGCCACAGGCAUUGGAGCUUGACCUGGAGCACCUGGAACGGCUCGCAAAGCGAGUACGACGAAAGCUGGAUUUCAUCCUUCUCCCACUGAUGGUUUCCGUCUAUAUGACCGCCUACCUCGAAAAGACGGCCCUGAACUACGCCAAUGCUUUGAGCUUGCAAGAAGACCUGGGUCUCAAGGGACGAUAG
Cladophialophora bantiana CBS 173.52 is the source of this 294-nucleotide messenger RNA. RefSeq lists its product as uncharacterized. Lineage: Eukaryota; Fungi; Ascomycota; Eurotiomycetes; Chaetothyriales; Herpotrichiellaceae. The record is from RefSeq and is a predicted model, not a curated record. Bases 1 to 294 code for a protein of 97 amino acids. The transcript is spliced from 3 exons.